UCGACGGCAUCCCCAAAGCUUCUCAGCGCUCUCUCUCUCUCGGCCCUGCUCCCCCUGCUCUCCCCUCUUCUCCUCCCCCUCCUCCCCUCUCUCUCCCUCUGUCUUCGUCUCAUCUUUCUGUGUUAUCCUCUUUUUGGAGAUACUCACUCACUCCCUUUUCUUCUUAGCGGUUUACAAUCCUCUUUCCCUGUUGCCGUUCUUUUGAUCCCACUCUAGGCCUUUCUCUUUCCGUAUCGCUCUCAUUUCACUCCGUGUGUGUGUGUUUUGGGUUUUCUUCUUCGGGUUAGACGAAUUUCGAGUGCGUUUCGUUGUGGCGCUUGUCCUUAAGGUUGUAUCAGGAUGUCUCUCCGUCCCAACGCCCGUGUUGAGGUCCGCAAGAAGGGUUUCAAGCUGGCAAUCGAUGCCGAUGAAGCACGUAGAAAGAGAGAGGACAACAUGGUGGAGAUUCGGAAGAGCAAGAGAGAGGAGAGUCUUCUGAAGAAGCGUAGAGAUGGUAUGGUUAAACUGCAGCAGCAGUUCAUGCCCGCCGCGCAGACUGGCGCUGCCGAGAAGAAGCAACUGGAAAGCCUCCCUGCCAUGGUUGCUGGAGUUUACUCUGACGACCCCGCAACGCAGUUGGAAUCAACCACCCAAUUCAGAAAGCUUCUCUCUAUUGAGCGCAGUCCACCAAUCGAAGAGGUUAUCGCAGCAGGUGUUGUACCUCGGUUUGUCGAGUUUCUAGUCAGGAAUGACUUCCCACAGUUGCAGUUCGAAGCUGCCUGGGCGUUGACAAAUAUUGCUUCCGGAACUUCUGAUCACACCCGGGUGGUUAUUGAUCACGGAGCUGUGCCAAUUUUCGUUCAGCUCCUGAGUUCUCCGAGCGAUGACGUUCGAGAGCAGGCUGUAUGGGCAUUAGGGAAUGUAGCGGGUGACUCUCCAAAGUGCAGAGAUCUUGUUCUUAACCAUGGCGCUUUGAUGCCUCUGCUUGCUCAGCUUACUGACAACACGAAGUUGUCAAUGCUGCGGAAUGCAACGUGGACCCUAUCCAACUUUUGUCGUGGCAAGCCUCAGCCACCUUUCGAGCAGUCCAAGCCUGCACUCCCAGCUUUGGAGCGACUCAUUCAUUCAAAUGAUGAAGAAGUCCUUACAGAUGCAUGCUGGGCCCUAUCUUAUUUGUCCGAUGGAACAAACGACAAGAUACAGGCUGUGAUUGAAGCUGGUGUUUGCCGACGUCUCGUGGAGCUACUGCUCAGCCAUCCAUCACCGUCCGUGCUAAUUCCUGCACUGCGCACCGUGGGCAACAUCGUUACUGGUGACGACCUUCAGACCCAGUUCAUCAUCAACAACCAGGCCCUUCCUUGUCUCCUGGCUCUCCUGACCAACAAUCACAAGAAAAGCAUUAAGAAAGAAGCUUGUUGGACUAUUUCGAACAUAACCGCAGGAAACAAGGAUCAGAUUCAGGCCGUGAUUGACGCGAACAUUAUUCCACCGCUUGUAUCUUUGCUCGCCACUGCUGAGUUUGACAUCAAGAAAGAAGCAGCUUGGGCUAUUUCGAAUGCCACAUCCGGUGGAACGCACGAUCAAAUCAAAUACCUCGUCAACCAGGGUUGUAUUAAACCACUUUGCGACUUAUUGACCUGCCCAGAUCCGAGAAUUGUAACCGUCUCCCUUGAAGGUCUGGAGAAUAUCUUGAAGGUCGGAGAGCAGGAGAAAGAUCUUGGAAAAACUGGUGGGAUCAACGAAUAUGCUCGCUAUAUUGAUGAAGCCGAGGGCUUAGAGAAGAUUGAGAACCUCCAAACUCACGAUAACAAUGAAAUUUACGAGAAGGCUGUAAAGAUCUUGGAGACGUACUGGUUAGAAGAGGAUGAGGAGCAGAAUACUGCACCUGGUACAGAUGGUCAAAGCUUCGCGUUCGGUUCAAGUAAUGUCGCAGGAGCUCCUCCUGGUGGAUUCAACUUUGGCUGAAAGCUCUCUGCUAAAUUUGGCAUUUAUUACCCUUAUGCAGGAACGAGGCUUCUGGAGAAAUCUCUUAAUGCCUCAAACUACUUUUGAGGAGAGGCGCUGUGCUCAGAAAGGCAUCUCCCAUGAUGCUUUUCUAGCUGCGACCUUGAAUAUUGGUUACUUGUAGGAAAGUGUCUGGUCCUGAGUCUCACUGCCUCCCCCUAAAGGUGGUUCGUGAAUAACUUGGUUGUGGGAUCAACCACUCUCUAACAGAACUAAUCUGUGCAAAGUUCUGGGCGUCUGGUGCACACACUGUUCAGACCUGACUACUUUGCUGGGUCUGGGUUUCUGAUUUGAAACCCAUAAUCUUUUGCAGCAGCUGCUGCAACAACAUCCCCACGUUUGUGUCGUCCCACAUUCGUGUAGAGUCCUGCUGUGUGCAAGUCGUGGAACGGUUGCACUCAGCCCUAUUGACGCAUCCAGCACCAUAGGAUGCAGCCAGUCGUGUUGUCCCACCCGUGGUUGUAUCCAUCAGAUAAUUUUUGAUUGGUCAGCUGUCACUACUGUCCGUCCUAGCCUUACAUUAGUUAUAAAGUCAUAAGGAGUCUUUUCUGGGGAGUUAAGCUUUAUAUCUAUGUCUCCUCAGUUGCUAACCUUUGGCUAUGCUUAGCAUGGUCUGACUAAUUCACUCAAGAAGGGUGCUUGAUACCUGCAAGCGACCCUCUAAUUAUGACAAUGACUCUGACUCUGUUCCAAUCGUCUGCCGAUGUGUCAUUUCUCUUGUUCAAAUGCAUGCUUGAAUGACUGAUCGUUUGGCUUUCACGGCCGACCUCUUGAAUAUGCUGAUAUGCACAGUUGACAGCCCAAAUUACCCGCUAACAUUAUAAUCUUGAGAAGCCAGUGGAGUUCCGUGUGCCUCGUGACGUAUUCAGAUGCUAUAAAUGGCGCAUCCGAUUGGAUUGUGCGGGCAGCGGAGGUCUCUUGCUGCGUUGCAGCUGGAACGUUCAAUUUUUCUAGAUCACUGCCUAGUGCUACAAUUUUGACGGCUAUAUUUGUUAUGACCACAUGCUUUUCAGCUGAAUUCUCAGGUGCAUGUGACGGAAAGAAUUUUACUGCGGAAUCUUAUCCAGAUAGUAUAUACUCGUUUUGAGUGAUUAUGACUUGAUAAUUCAGAUAAUGCUUGGGUUCGAUGUAACUUGCAUUAUCUCCGGCCUUUUAUGUGCUCAGCACGUAUUCAAUUUAGAAUUAUCUAUCUGAUUACGUGACUCAAUUUCGUUCUCGUUUCAUCUUUCUUAGUGGAGCUGAUUUUGUCCUAUUCUACCGCUCGCGAAUGUAUUGCGGGGAUUGGGUUAAUGGUUAACCAUUCCUUGCUUAACUAUAGUGCCUUUCAGCCUA
Messenger RNA from Physcomitrium patens, 3315 nucleotides. Its product is annotated as importin subunit alpha-1. Gene Ontology annotation, biological process: protein import into nucleus. Gene Ontology annotation, cellular component: cytoplasm. Lineage: Eukaryota; Viridiplantae; Streptophyta; Bryopsida; Funariales; Funariaceae. Gene Ontology annotation, molecular function: nuclear import signal receptor activity; protein binding. The record is from RefSeq and is a predicted model, not a curated record.